Messenger RNA from Trichoderma aggressivum f. europaeum, 567 nucleotides. RefSeq lists its product as uncharacterized. Lineage: Eukaryota; Fungi; Ascomycota; Sordariomycetes; Hypocreales; Hypocreaceae. The record is from RefSeq and is a predicted model, not a curated record. The transcript is spliced from 2 exons. The coding region runs from base 1 to 567 and encodes 188 amino acids.
AUGCGUCAGUGGAUGUGUGAAGGCGAAAAUGCCAUGGGGGUGCAGCAUACCCAAAAAGUAGCUCUUGACCAUAUCGAAGACGUUGUCCCGCGCCGUUGGUUAUAUGCAAUUGCCAACAGGAGGGCUACUAUGUAUGGAUCACGCAGACGGUUAGGUGGCGUAACUCUUUUCACAUGGCCGAAGGGAGUCGAUGUGCCCGCGCUCGAUGUAGACCAAGGCGACUGGCGCUGUGCCCUUCUCAAAGAGAGCCUUGUUACCAUACCUGCUGGUGAAGAUUUGACAGGGGAGACUGCAGAUCCAAUGGCCGUCAAAGUGGAAGUCAAGUGGUCUCCUAGUCAACCGUUAAUGAAAAGAAAGAGAAAACAGAAGGGGACAAAAGAGGAAUGGAGGGAGGGAGUAGACUUCCUCCCAUAUGAAGACCUACCCGGAGGGCCUCAGUGGGCAUUCAUCAGACCCAAUGAUGUAUCUGAUGCUACGGUCGAGUUCCCACCCACCCUUGCCGCUAUUCACCUUCUUGACCGCCUUAACACACAAUUUAUCGACAGGAAUUCCGUCCAAUUCGUCUAG